AUGUCGUCUUUGUUUUACAAACUCUUGUUGGUCGCCGGUCUUGCGCAAGCCGCCUUUGGGCGGGCUGGACGCGCCGGUGUAGUCCGCCGUGACGGUCCUACACCAUCCCUUGACUACGAUCCCAACACUACUGAGUACUGCAGCUGGUGGGCUGAUAUUACCUCUGCAACAAGCUGCUCCUCCCUGCUGAGUAACAAUUUCAUCUCCCUCGAAGAGUUUCGCCGAUGGAACCCGUCCAUCACGGCAGACUGCAGCGUGCAAGUUGGGAAGUCCUAUUGUGUCGAGACUACCAAUGAGCCUCCACCUUCAACAUCGACAUCAUCGAGCCGCUCUGCGUCGGCAACAUCGACGAGACCACCAUCUGUUACCUCCACAACCACAACCUCGGCACCUCCAACAACAACGAAGCCACCCAACGGAACCGAGACACCCAGCCCUACUCAGCCCCAGAUCGUUACCAAUUGCGACGCAUUCUACUUUGUCAAGCAAGGAGAUACUUGCGAUGCCAUCAUCAAGGCCCAUGGAAUCACUUUGGCCCAGUUCCUGUCAUGGAACCCUAGCGCUGGCUCCUCAUGCACCGGCCUUUGGGCUGAGGCGUAUGCCUGUGUAUCCAUCAUUGGGCAUGAGCCAUCCAUCCCGUCUACAACCACCACAGCCGGAAAUGGGAUCGCCACGCCAACUCCGACACUACCAGACAUGGUCACAAACUGCGACAGCUUCUAUAUGGUGAAGUCGGGAGACACGUGUGCCGCUAUUGCAUCUAAAUCUGGGAUUACUACUGCUCAGAUCCUUAGCUGGAAUCCAAAUGUCGGCUCAUCUUGCAGCGGGCUGUGGCUCGACUACGUGAGUAACGCCUUCGCCUAG
Molecule: messenger RNA, 864 nt
Organism: Colletotrichum karsti
Lineage: Eukaryota; Fungi; Ascomycota; Sordariomycetes; Glomerellales; Glomerellaceae
Exons: 2
Coding region: 1-864 (287 amino acids)
Source: RefSeq, a predicted model, not a curated record